AUGUCCAAGGGACAGUGGCCGGGUCCGCUACCCUCCCUCCCCUCUCACCCGUCUUCCUCACACUUCCACCACUUCCGCCACUUCCGCCACUUCCGCCACUUCCGCCACUUCCGCCACUUCCACCACUUCCUCCACUUCCGCCACUUCCGCUACUUCCACCACUUACACCUCUUCCGCCACUUCCAGCACUUCCGUCACUUCCACCACUUCCGCCGCUUCCACCACUUCCACCACUUCCGCCACUUCCACCACUUCCACCACUUCCGCCACUUCCGCCACUUCCGCCACUUCCACCACUUCCGCCACUUCCGCUACUUCCACCACUUACACCUCUUCCGCCACUUCCAGCACUUCCGUCACUUCCACCACUUCCGCCGCUUCCACCACUUCCACCACUUCCGCCACUUCCGCCACUUCCACCACUUCCGCCACUUACACCACUUCCACCACUUACACCACUUCCGCCACGUCCGCCACUUCACCCACUUCCACCACUUCCGCCACUUCCACCACUUCCGCCACUUCCACCACUUCCACCACUUCCACCACUUCCGCCACUUCCACCACUUCCACCACUUACACCACUUCCGCCACGUCCGCCACUUCACCCACUUCCACCACUUCCGCCACUUCCACCACUUCCGCCACUUCCACCACUUCCACCACUUCCGCCACUUCCACCACUUCCACCACUUACACCACUUCCGCCACGUCCGCCACUUCACCCACUUCCACCACUUCCGCCACUUCCACCACUUCCGCCACUUCCACCACUUCCACCACUUCCGCCACUUCCACCACUUCCACCACUUACAACACUUCCACCAUAUCCGCCACAUCCUUCACUUCCGCCACUUCCACCACUUCCACCACUUCCGCCACUUCCGCCACUUCCACCACUUACAACACUUCCACCAUAUCAGCCACAUCCUUCACUUCCGCCACUUCCACCACUUCCGCCACUUCCACCUCUUCCGCCACUUUCACCACAUCCAAGACUUCCACCACUUCAGUCACUUCCGCCACUUCCACCACUUCCACCACUUCCGCCACUUCCACCACCUUCGUCACUUCCACCACUUCCUCAACUUCCACCACUUCCGCCACUUCCAGCACUUCUACCAUUUCCACCAUUUCCAUCCACCACUUCCCACUUCUACCAUUUCCACCACUUCCACCACUUCCGUCACUUCCGCCACUUCCGCCACUUCCACCACUUCUGUCACUUCCACCACUUCCCCCACUUACGUCACUUCCACCACUUCCGCCACUUCCGCCACUUCCACCAAUUCAACCACUUCCGCCACUUCCGCCACUUCUGCCAUUUCCACCACUUCCACCACUUCCGUCACUUCCGCCACUUCCACCACUUCCCCCACUUACGUCACUUCCGCCACUUCCACCACUUUGGCCACUUCCACCACUUCCACCACUUCUGCCACUUACAACACUUCCGCCACUUCCAACACUUCCGCCACUUCCGCCACUUCCACCAAUUCAACCACUUCCGCCACUUCCGCCACUUCCACCAAUUCAACCACUUCCGCCACUUCCGCCACUUCCACCACUUUCGCCACUUCCACCACCUUAGUCACUUCCACCACUUCCACCACUUUGGCCACUUCCACCACUUCCGCCACUUCCGCCACUUCCUACAAUUACGCCACUUCCGCCACUUCCACCAAUUCAACCACUUCCGCCACUUCCAACACUUCCACUACUUCCGCCAUUUCCAACACUUCCACCAAUUCCACUACUUCCGUUAAUUUCCACACUUCCGCCACUUCCGCCACUUCCGCCACUUCCACCACUUCCGCCACUUCCACCACUUCCGCCACUUCCACCACUUCCGCCACUUCCACCACUUCCGCCACUUUCACCACUUCCGCCACUUCUAUCACUUCCGCCACAUCCGCUACUUCCGCCACUUCCACCGCUUCCGCCACUUCCGCCACUUCCACCACUUCCGCCACUUCCACCACUUCCACCACUUCCGCCACUUCCACCACUUCCGCCACUUCCACCACCUUCGUCACUUCCACCACUUCCGUCACUUCCACCACUUUGCCACAUCCACCACUUCCCCCACUUCUGUAA
This is a messenger RNA of Bacillus rossius redtenbacheri, 2097 nucleotides long. RefSeq names its product lateral signaling target protein 2 homolog. NCBI's taxonomy places the organism in Eukaryota, Metazoa, Arthropoda, Insecta, Phasmatodea, Bacillidae. The transcript is spliced from 3 exons. The record is from RefSeq and is a predicted model, not a curated record. The coding region runs from base 1 to 2097 and encodes 698 amino acids.